This is a messenger RNA of Salarias fasciatus (jewelled blenny), 1401 nucleotides long. It is a transcript of the gene igsf5a, whose product is annotated as immunoglobulin superfamily, member 5a. The transcript has 12 exons. The record is from RefSeq and is a predicted model, not a curated record. NCBI's taxonomy places the organism in Eukaryota, Metazoa, Chordata, Actinopteri, Blenniiformes, Blenniidae. The coding region runs from base 1 to 1401 and encodes 466 amino acids.
AUGGAACGUACCAACCAAGACAUGAACCCACCGGACUUGGAGCCGAUGCCUGUCAGGUUUUACUCGUCGCACCCUGACCUGCCCCCUGCUCCCUGGCCCUUCUGCCACUGGUCAUCCAGUCAUCCGCCAUCCUCUGCCACAGCUACAUCGGCCUCUAGCUGCCUCCAGCACAGCCAUGUCAGCCUCCGUCAGCUGCCCUUCAACAGCGUCUGCCUCCGUCAGCUGCAUUCCAUCGGUCUCCUCCGGGAGACCGCUUCUCUGAUCUGGCAGUGCUCCAAAAGCACCACCUUCCAUUGGCAGCGCUCAAGGCGCUACCUCAGCUUCUGGCUCCGUCAGCGGCCCUCCAGGUGCCACUCCCCAGUUCUGAGCGCUCAGAGGCGGGAAGCACACGGCAGGCAGGCGGGCCGGCCGGCCGGCCGCUGUGGAGCGGACUUGAUGCUGGAAGAGUUCAGCGUGGAGCCCAUGAAUUCAGCAGUGCUUCGAGGCUCCACCGCCCGAUUCAACGCGACGGUGCAGGGAGACUGGGAGGAGAUGACCUGGUUCGUUCAAAGCCUCCUGGUCCUCGUCAUCAGGCCUGACGCCGGCCCCGUCGAGAGAGACCAGUUCUCCGCCAGACUCUGCUCGAAUGGCAGCAUCAGCUGUGUGGAGUUCUCCAUCCGUAACGUGAGCCGAGAGCAGGCCGGGCCGGUGCACUGCACCCUGCUGGGGCCGUUAGGGACGAGGACGGCACAGCUGGAAGUACAAGAGAGUGGCACAGUCUUCAUCGAGGGAGGGAACAGGACGGCGGAUCAGGGCGACACGGUUGAGUUCCAGUGUAAAGCUUCUGCCUGGUUCCCUGCACCAAAUUUCACCUGGACCCAGAACGGUGCCAUGUUGGACUCCGGCCUGUACACCGUCAACAGCACGCCUCACGGGGACUCCUUCAACUCCACCAGCGUCCUGAGGUUCCCGGCAGACAGCAGCACCACGGUCCGAUGUCUGGUUACCGUCUCGGCACUCACAACACCCAUGUCCAGCUCCGUCUUCUUGGAAGUUUUUCCCGACUGGACGGUGCUGAUCGCCGUGGUCGUGUCCUUUGGAGGUUUUGCUCUGCUGGUUUUGCUCAUCAUCUUGAUAAUUUUCUGCUGCAGACGGAGAAAAGAAAGAAAGCCCACCUACAAUGACGAAAUGAUGAGGGCGAGGACACACAGCCAGCUCAGCCGCGUCCAGGCUCCUGGACGGAGACAAGGGAAAGUCAACACAGCCUAUGUCCCAGACGGACGCACAAGCGUGACGCCCAGUGACGUUGCGGACGGAGACUUUUUCCACCAUAGAAGCUCCGAUAUUCUGGAGAUGCCAGACAUUGUGAACAGCAGCCAUGCGGGAAACUUCACGAAGCACCGACAUGUUACCAUCGUGUGA